AUGGCACGCAGAUACGACGCACGAACGACUAUUUUUUCUCCCGAAGGUCGGCUUUAUCAAGUCGAAUAUGCCAUGGAAGCAAUAUCCCAUGCUGGUACCGCGUUGGGUAUCCUAGCAUCGGAUGGCAUUGUGAUAGCUGCCGAAAAGAAAGUGACUUCUAAAUUACUUGAACAAACCACCACAAGUGAAAAAAUUUACUUAUUAAACGAGCUAAUUGACAUUGAUUUGAAUGAUUUGAAAUUCGAUCACAGUAACGUUAUUUGUGGUGUCGCGGGAAUCACAGCCGAUGCAAAUUACCUUAUAAACUACUCUCGUCGAGCCGCUCAAGAAUAUUUAUAUACUUAUGGAGAAGACAUCCCUGUUGAACAGUUGGUACAAAGAUUGUGUGAUUUAAAACAAGGAUAUACACAAUACGGAG
Molecule: messenger RNA, 418 nt
Organism: Racocetra persica
Lineage: Eukaryota; Fungi; Glomeromycota; Glomeromycetes; Diversisporales; Gigasporaceae
Source: the annotation of a GenBank genome assembly